CACGCAGCUACUUCAAGAGCAACAGCAGCAUUACCCUUCCUGUGCUGGGUGUUCUCUCCCAUCUUAUAUCCGGUCAACCCGCCGCCCAACUAUCUGAACGUAUCAUUUGGCAGAUCAUUGCCACUUCCCGUACACCCAAGCUCACCUCCAUGUCAUCCCUCUUCGGCACCCCAUCAGACGAAUCCCCUAUGGCGGGAAAGCCCUCGUCGUUUAAAUCGAAGUCCCCGUUAUUUGACAACGAACCCUCUUCCUUUGGCGCCAAGUCAUCGGCGCUUUUUGCGGAUAACGUCAACUCUCAUGCUGACGACUCUUCGCCCUGGGGUAUGCCUACGCCCAAGAAGGCCGCGAGACACGAAGUCCUGAAAUCGCUGCUCCCCGCGACGGAUGUUCCAGAGAGCUAUGUUGAUGUGUAUGAUGUAGCUCUGGGAUCGAGUGAUAAUCGAGGGAAUACUGGCGUUGGUAUAACCACGGCUAGGAAGAUGCUUACAAGCACACAUCUGAACCCUGACGCGCAGUCUAAGGUUAUGAAUAUUGUCGCUGGUGGGGGAGACCUUGCAACAGGAAGCCUUUCGAGAAGCCAGUUCAAUGUUUUUUUGGCAUUGGUGGGAUUGGCGCAAGAAGGCGAGGAUGUUACCCUCGAUGCGGUUGAUGAAAGACGGAAGAGACUUCCACGACCGAACAUUCCUUAUAUAGAGAAAUUGACAGCUCAGCAUGAUACAAAUGGCGCUACUCAUACUGAUAACCAACCCAUCCCGACACAAUCGAAUACGUCACGCCAGAUGCGCCAGGACUCAUUUGAAGACCCUGAGUUAGAUCCGUGGGGAAGUCACCGUAUUCGCCAGAACUCAUAUGAAAACCGGCAUCGACUGAAUAUUAAUGGAUUUGCUUCAUCUACGGGGCCCGGUGUCAAUGGCACAACUAAUAACUUGGCCACUGCAUAUAACAGCCAAGUAAGAUCGACUGCUGAUAGCAACCAACCCAGGGAAUCUGGUGCCCCAUCUUCUGGAGGCACUGGGGCUGGCUGGGGAGGAGAGUCAUUCAGCAACCCUUCCGGCGGCGGCUUUGGCAACCAAGGGGAAUCGGGGUUUGCCGGUGGUUUUGGCCAGUCGGGAGAUGAUCAGGGGAAUCACAACCGGAAUAAUAGCAUGCCUCGAUCGCUAGGCGGAGGUCCCAUAAGCAAUAACGGAGUUGACGAGGUGAUAGCGAUUCAUAUGCUCCCGGAAAAAGAAGGCAUGUUUAUGUUCCAGCACCGAAACUACGAAGUUAAAUCUGCGCGAAGAGGGAGUUCCGUUAUCCGACGAUAUAGCGAUUUCGUAUGGUUGGUGGAUUGUCUGCAGAAGAGAUAUCCGUUUCGGCAGAUUCCUUUGCUGCCACCAAAGAGGAUAGCAGUCAAUGGUACUCACCUGACAGCGGAUUCAAAUGCUUUCCUUGAAAAGCGACGACGGGGCCUCGUCCGCUUCACCAACGCAUUAGUUCGCCACCCAGUUUUAAAUCAAGAACAACUAGUGGUAAUGUUUCUUACCGUACCAACCGAACUGUCCAUUUGGCGAAAACAAGCCACUAUUUCUGUCCAAGAAGAAUUCUCCGGCAAACCUCUCCCGCCGGACCUCGAGGACUCGCUUCCGCCUACUCUCAACGACUUAUUCGAGACCGUUCGUUCUGGUGUCCGUAGGUCCUCUGAGGUCUACAUAAACCUAUGUAAUUUGCUCGACCGUCUCGCGAAGCGUAAUCAGGGCCUUGCUGUCGAGCAAUUCCGGUUUUCACGCGCUUUGCAAGCUUUGACAGAUAGCACCGCGGAUACGUAUGCUGUUGAUAGGAAUGACGUUCCAUUGUUGAAUGAUGGAAUUCAUUCGACAGCGAAACAUCUUAUCACUAGUCAGGGUUUACUUGAGGAUGAAGCCCGGGCUUGGGAUGAAGGCGUUUUAGAGGAUUUCAAACGGCAACGGGAUUGCCUUGUUGCAAUGCGAGAUAUGUUUGAUCGGAAGGACCGAUAUGCGAAGGAUAAUAUUCUUCAGCUAGAGAAACGCAUUGAAAAUAAUGAGAGGAAACUGCAGGAACUUCGAGCGAGGCCCGAGGGAACGGUGAGGGCUGAGGAUGCUAAGAAGCUAGAGGAUGCUAUUUUCAAGGAUAAGGCAUCAAUAGUGCAGCAACACGCGCGUGGUGUGCUUAUCAAGGAGUGCGUUCGUGACGAGCUAUACAUCUUCCAAAGAAGCCAAUACCACAUCAGUCGCCUACAUCAAGACUGGAGUCAAGAACGAGUGAAGUAUGCGGAGCUGCAGGCGGACAAUUGGCGGGCUUUGUGCGAGGAGGUCGAAGCUAUGCCAACAGGUGAUUAGGUAGGCAUAUCGAGAGACGUACCAUUUAUCUCGACUUUUCAACUACGG
This is a messenger RNA of Coccidioides immitis RS, 2384 nucleotides long. Its product is annotated as sorting nexin Mvp1. Gene Ontology annotation, cellular component: endosome. The transcript has 5 exons. The record is from RefSeq and is a predicted model, not a curated record. NCBI's taxonomy places the organism in Eukaryota, Fungi, Ascomycota, Eurotiomycetes, Onygenales, Onygenaceae. Bases 150 to 2336 code for a protein of 728 amino acids. Gene Ontology annotation, biological process: retrograde transport, endosome to Golgi; protein targeting to vacuole. Gene Ontology annotation, molecular function: phosphatidylinositol-3-phosphate binding.